AUGCUACCAACACGGUUUACACCCAACAUAUUGGUUACUGGUACUCCUGGCUGCGGCAAAACCAGUACGUGCGAGCUUCUGCAGAGACAUUUGAAAAAUUCUCAAUAUUAUAACAUUAGCGACUUCGCUCAAGAGAAAAAGUGCUAUGAUGGGUAUGAUGAAGCUAGGAAAUCUCACAUUGUCGAUGAGGAUAAACUUCUGGACGAACUAGAGCCCUUGCUAAGAGAAGGCGGUGCCAUAAUCGAUUGGCAUGUGAACGACGUUUUCCCCGAGAGACUGAUAGAUUUGGUGGUUGUCUUGAGAUGUGACAACUCGAUCUUGUAUGAUAGGCUAUCUCAACGUAAAUAUCACGAGGCAAAAAUCCAGGAAAACUUGGAUGCUGAGAUCAUGGGUGUGGUUUCGCAGGAUGCCUUCGAUUCGUAUGCGCAAGAGAUUGUGGUUGAAUUGCAAAGUGAUUCUACUGGGGAUUUAGAGCAAAAUGUGGACAGAGUUGUUGCGUGGACAGAAUCGUGGCUAAAGCAGCAUCCCAAGGGCGUGACUAAUGAAUUAGAAGGCGGAAGUGAAGAGGAAGAUGAGGAAGACGAUGAGGAUGGCGAAGCUCAAAUUUCAGAGAACGCAAGUGAAUCCGAGUAG
Molecule: messenger RNA, 633 nt
Organism: Lachancea nothofagi CBS 11611
Lineage: Eukaryota; Fungi; Ascomycota; Saccharomycetes; Saccharomycetales; Saccharomycetaceae
Source: the annotation of a GenBank genome assembly